Messenger RNA from Hemiscyllium ocellatum (epaulette shark), 1429 nucleotides. RefSeq names its product ubiquitin carboxyl-terminal hydrolase L5 (gene uchl5). Gene Ontology annotation, molecular function: cysteine-type deubiquitinase activity; proteasome binding. Gene Ontology annotation, cellular component: Ino80 complex; cytoplasm. Lineage: Eukaryota; Metazoa; Chordata; Chondrichthyes; Orectolobiformes; Hemiscylliidae. The record is from RefSeq and is a predicted model, not a curated record. Gene Ontology annotation, biological process: protein deubiquitination; ubiquitin-dependent protein catabolic process. Bases 82 to 1071 code for a protein of 329 amino acids. The transcript has 11 exons.
GUGCCGGGAAGGCUGUGUUGGCCUCCUGUCCUCCCGGAGUUUUACCAGCCCCCGUGCGAGUCGCAGGCGCACGCUGCAGAAAUGGCGGGCAGUGCCGGGGAAUGGUGCCUGAUGGAGAGUGAUCCCGGAGUGUUCACAGAGCUAAUCAAGGGUUUCGGGUGCAAAGGUGUUCAGGUAGAAGAAAUAUGGAGCCUAGAACCAGAACACUUUGACAAGUUAAAACCAGUUCAUGGCCUCAUCUUCCUAUUCAAGUGGCAGCCAGGAGAAGAACCAGCAGGAUCCAUUGUCCAAGAUUCAAGACUUGAGAAGAUUUUCUUUGCUAAACAGGUUAUAAAUAACGCCUGUGCCACACAAGCCAUUAUUAGUGUGUUGCUGAAUUGUAUCCAUCCAGAUAUAGAACUAGGAGAAACUCUUGGAGAAUUUAAAGAAUUUUCACAAAGCUUUGAUGCUGCUAUGAAAGGCUUGGCACUGAGCAACUCAGAAGUCAUUCGACAAGUUCACAAUGGUUUUGCCAGGCAGCAGAUGUUUGAGUUUGAUGCUAAGACUGCAGGAAAGGAAGAAGAUGCAUUCCAUUUUGUCAGUUACUUUCCCGUCCAUGGAAGAUUAUAUGAAUUAGAUGGAUUAAGAGAAGGACCGAUUGACUUGGGGGCCUGCAAUCAAGAUGACUGGGUCAGUGCAGUGCGACCAGUCAUAGAGAAGCGAAUACAAAAGUACAGUGAGGGAGAGAUAAGAUUUAAUCUUAUGGCAAUUGUGUCAGACAGGAAGAUGAUAUAUGAAAGAAAGAUUAAAGACCUACAGAGACAGCUGUCAGAGGAAGAACCCAUGGAUACAGAUCAGAGUAACAGUGUCAUAAACUCAAUUCAGUCAGAAGUCGCUAAAUAUCAGAUGCUGAUUGAAGAGGAAAAUCAGAAAUUAAAACGCUAUAAGAUUGAAAAUGUCAGAAGAAAGCACAAUUAUCUGCCCUUUAUCAUGGAACUUUUGAAGACAUUGGCAGAGCACCAGCAGUUAAUACCACUUGUAGAAAAGGCUAAAGAAAAACAGAAUGCCAAGAAAGCUCAAGAAGCCAAGUGAAACUUCCCUGCGUUAACUUUGUGACCAUUUGCUGCUGAUAAUUCUGUUUUAAGAAGUAGAAUCUGACCUAUAACCAGUGGACUUUUCGUAUAGUUAAUGAGUGCAAAGCACUCUCAUUUGUAAUUAUAUGUCUCGUACAAGACUGUUAAAUGUUCUCCAUUUGCAUCACGUGCAUGCACUAUGUACCAUGUUUAAUACAGAAGAGGUUUUUAAAAUAUAUCUUUUUCUGUCCUUAAAAGUUGUUCAAGUGCUGCAACACUGUCCAACCCUAAUUUCAAGAUUUCUCUGUCUUGUGUUGAGUACUGACAUUGUCUAGGUGCAUGACAAGAUAAAUGCUAAAUAAAAAUUAUUUUCAAGA